Oryza brachyantha (malo sina) is the source of this 1803-nucleotide messenger RNA. Its product is annotated as hexokinase-10. The record is from RefSeq and is a predicted model, not a curated record. Bases 1 to 1530 code for a protein of 509 amino acids. Gene Ontology annotation, molecular function: mannokinase activity; ATP binding; fructokinase activity. Gene Ontology annotation, cellular component: mitochondrion; cytosol. Lineage: Eukaryota; Viridiplantae; Streptophyta; Magnoliopsida; Poales; Poaceae. The transcript has 9 exons. Gene Ontology annotation, biological process: glycolytic process; intracellular glucose homeostasis; glucose 6-phosphate metabolic process.
AUGGAAGGGAGGGCGGCGGGGUGGGUGCGGGCGGGGGCGGUGGGGUGGGCGGUGGUGGCGUGCGCGGUGGCGGUGGGGGUGGUGGCGAGGCGAGGGGCGGCGUGGAGGCGGUGGGGCAGGGCGGUGGCGGUGGUGCGGGACCUGGAGGAGCGGUGCGCCGCGCCGGCGGAGCUGCUGCGGCGGGUCGUCAACUCGCUGGCCAUCGAGAUGUUCGCCGGGCUCGCGUCCGAGGGUGGGAGCAAGGUCCGGAUGCUGCUCACCUGCGUCGACACGCUCCCCGACGGGAGUGAGGAAGGCAUCUAUUAUGCCAUUGAUCUUGGAGGAACAAGCUUUAGAGUCCUCCAAGUAGAACUUGGUGCAGGGUCUACAAUCAUCAAUCGGAAAGUUGAACAUCAGCCUAUCCCUGAAAAAUUGACCAAGGGAACAAGUGAUGACUUGUUCAAUUUCAUUGCCUCAACACUGAAGAAUUUUAUUGAACGAGAGGGUGGGGGAGAUGAGGGGAGGGCACUUGGUUUUACAUUUUCUUUCCCCGUUAGUCAGAACUCCAUAUCCUCAGGGACAUUAAUUCGAUGGACUAAAGAAUUUUCAGUUGAAGAGGCUGUCGGGAAAGAUGUUGCUCAGUGCCUAAAUGAAGCCCUUGCUAGGAAUGGACUGAAUAUGAAGGUCAACGUAUUGGUGAACAAUACUGUGGGGACAUUAGCUCUGGGGCAUUAUUAUGACGAGGACACAGUAGCUGCCGUGAUUAUUGGAGCUGGCACCAAUGCAUGCUAUAUUGAACGCAACGAUGCGAUUAUCAAAUCUUUGGGUCGUCUUACCAAUUCUGGACUAACGGAUCAGGUAGUAAAUGUGGAAUGGGGUAGUUUUCGGCCUCCACAAAUAGCAUUAACUCCUUAUGAUAUAUGCUUCAAUAACGAAACAUGGAACUAUUAUGACCAGAAUUUUGAGAAAAUGAUCUCUGGUGUGUAUCUUGGGGAAAUUGCAAGAUUGGUGUUCCAAAAAAUGGCUCAAGAGUCAGAUAUAUUUGGUACUAAUGAUGGUCUAUCGACCCCUUUCAUCUUAAGCACACCAAACUUAGCUGCAAUUCGCGAGGAUGAUUCCCCAGAUUUGAGAGAAGUGGGCAAGAUACUGGAGGAACAUCUCAAGCUACAGGAUGUUCCUCACAAGACCCGGAAGCUUGUGGUGAGAGUCUGUGACAUCAUCACCCAAAGAGCUGCCCGCCUAGCAGCAGCUGCGAUCGUUGCAAUACUGCAAAAGAUUGGCUGCGAUGGAACCCUUUGCGGCACCAGCGAAGUUCGAACGAUGAGAGGCGUGCGGAGAAGAACGGUUGUCGCCAUCGAGGGCGGUCUCGUCCAGGGUUAUUCGGCCUUCAGAGAGUAUCUGGAUGAAGCCAUAGUCGAGAUCCUGGGAGAGGAGAUUGCAGCCACUGUUAGUCUUAGAGUGAUGGAGGAGGGGUCUGGCACUGGUGCUGCCCUCCUUGCAGCUGCAUAUUCAUCGGCCAGACAGAGCAAAACUCCACGUAGGAAUGACUAAGAUAUAUAAAAUGAAUUUUACGGUGGUUGAGAAGGUACGAAGAAAAAAAUGAAACAAGGAAAUAAGUCAGAUAUGUACAUGGUAGAAAUCAGUGCUUGUACAUAGACAACUCCUUUUUUAUGUUGUAAAAUUAGUGGUCCGUGUUGAAAUCAUGCUUUCUUCUCUUCUGGUGUCAAAUUGGCCAAUGCUUCAAUCUGUAUAUACUAAAUCAUCUGGUAACUUCAGAAGUUUUUUUUUAAGUUAAAUAUUUUUGGUUGGAAUCACAUAUUUUUC